Molecule: messenger RNA, 823 nt
Organism: Lucilia cuprina (Australian sheep blowfly)
Lineage: Eukaryota; Metazoa; Arthropoda; Insecta; Diptera; Calliphoridae
Product: attacin-C-like
Exons: 2
Coding region: 30-728 (232 amino acids)
Biological process (GO): defense response to bacterium
Cellular component (GO): extracellular region
Source: RefSeq, a predicted model, not a curated record
UAAAGAACUAAUUUAUUUAAAUUAAAAAAAUGAAAUCUUUAAUUUUAACAAUCGUCUCUGUAACCCUUUUGGGUGCUUUAAUAGAAGCUUAUCCUCAACGUGUGCACUAUCAAAAAUUACCAUAUUAUCCUCCUCCUACCCAACGACCACGCCCUAUACGAGUACGUAGAGAUUUGGGUGGUCAAAUAUCAACAAAUCCAGCUGGUGGCAAUAAUGCUAAAGUAGAUUUUACUCAGGGAAUUGGCACGCCAGAACACAAUCUCAUAGGACAAGCUUUUGCUGCGGGUAAUACUAAAGGAGGUCCUGUGGCUACUGGUGGUACCUUACAAUACAAUAACAAUGGUUUUGGUGCUGCUAUUACCAAAGAACAUAUACCCGGCAUACGCGAUACCUUGACCAAGAGUAUCAGUGCUGAUUUUGGUGAUCAUAAAAUUGGUGCUAAUGUCUUUAAAUCUGAUAAUACUUUACCCAAUGGCUUUAAAUUCGAACGCAAUGGUCAUGGUUUAGAAUAUUCGCAUAUUAAUGGUCAUGGUGCCAGUUUGACACAAAGUAGUAUACCCAAUUUUGGACGUCAAUUGGAAUUGGCUGGUAAGGCUAAUUUGUGGUCUUCUCAAGAUCGUAAUACCCGUUUGGAUUUAACCGGUACUGCUUCGAAAUGGACUAGUGGUCCUUUCAGUGGCCAAACUAGCUAUGGCGGUGGUUUGGGUUUGACCCACUACUUUGGGUAAUUCUAUUAUUAUCAAAAUAUUGUGAUUUUAUAAGAUUUAAGUAAUUUAUUAAAUAAAAUUAAGAAAUUUAAAAGAAAUGGUUAAAAAAAACUUAA